Messenger RNA from Saprolegnia diclina VS20, 930 nucleotides. RefSeq lists its product as hypothetical. Gene Ontology annotation, biological process: protein homooligomerization. Bases 1 to 930 code for a protein of 309 amino acids. The transcript has 5 exons. NCBI's taxonomy places the organism in Eukaryota, Oomycota, Saprolegniomycetes, Saprolegniales, Saprolegniaceae. The record is from RefSeq and is a predicted model, not a curated record.
AUGUACUAUGACGACGACAUGCGGUCGCGCAUGCGCCACGAAGAGUCCGAAGGCGACCUCUACAGGACCGUUGUCGAGACGCGCCAAGAGAAGCUACGCGGCCAGCUGCAAAAGGUGGCGGGCCAAAAGGCCUUUCUGCGCCACGAGAAGCGACGACUCUUGCUCCAGCGCGCCUUGCUAGAGUCCGAGAUGGAUCGGUUCCAGGCCGCGUCGACGUCCGACUGGUUCUGCCACGACGCCUUUGCUGUCGGCGGCGCCCGCCUGCGCCUCCAGGUGGGUGGCUACGACUUCGAGCUUAGCCACGUGCUGGCGAAGCGCGACCCAAAGUCCCUCCUCGCGGCCAUGGUGGCCGCCGACUCGCCGCUGCAAGCCAGUGACGUUGGUGGCUUUGCGAUCGACCGCGACGGGUUGCUGUUUCGACACGUCCUCAACUUCCUUCGAGACGGUCUCUUGCCCAACGACCCGAAGGUUCUAAGAGCACUGUACAUGGAAAGCGACUUUUGGAAACUAAGUUCGCUCAAGCUCGCUAUCGAAGAGAGCAAAAUCCAGCUCAAACCAGCACAGACCGGUGUCGACUCGGCAAAAGGCGCUGCAUCAAGCGCACUAGACAAGGGAGGUGGCGAUGCCAAGACUGCCAAGCCAAUGGCGGAGGGAGGUGCCACAGCAAAACCAUGGUGGAGCGAGCCGCCGCAGUGGUGGGGCAAGCUGCCGAGCAAGCCUGCCGAGCCAAAGAAGGAAGAGAAGCCCGAUAUGUAUUCGUGGUGGAAGGGCACCAAGUACAAGGGCAACGACUACGCCAAGUUCCUCUGCGACGAUCAUUUUGUACCGCCCAAGCAGCCGGCGCCACCGUCGGCGUCGGCCAAGAAGGAAGAGCCACCGCAGUACCCCGCACUGCGUAGUACGUGGACCUCGUACCGCCACUUGGCAUAA